AUGUUUGGUUUCCGCCCGGGCUUGUCUACCCAGGACGUCUUUCUACAACUCAAACACCACAUCCUCGACUCCCCCACGGGUGACACCGAGGCUAUCCGUGCUGUAAACCUAACAAAAGCUUGCGACAAUGUUACCCACGCAGCCGUUCUAGAAGGCCUCCACUCCCUAGGCGUAGGCCAGCGGAUGUACAGCUACAUCCGCGGCUUCCUUUCCCAACGCACAGCCACACUCACCCUGGGGGACCACCGGCUUUCCCGUGUCUCACUGGGAGCGCAGGGGACGCCUCAGGGUGCUGUGCUGUCUGCUAUCCUCUUUAACAUAGCCAUUCUCCAACUCCCCAACCAACUCUCCCAAGUCUCCGACAUACAUUUCAGCUUCUAUGCCGAUGACAUCACGGUCUGGGCCUACCGAGGCAAUGAUGCCGACAUGGAGCACAACCUGCAGUCGGCCUUCAAAAUCAUCGACUCGUACGUCCACGUGCACGGCCUAGCCUGCUCCCCUUCCAAAUCAGAACCUUUCCUCUACCACCCCAGGCCGCACGACCCCGUCAGCCGUCCCAUCUCACUCAUGCUAGGGAACCAUCCCAUUCCCCUAGUCUCUAAGAUUCGCAUCCUGGGCCUCGCCCUUCACUUCCACGGCGCGCACGGCGACACCACCCAAGCUCUCCCGACACAAACCCAACAAGCCACCCGUCUCAUUUGGCGCGUGGCACAUCUACACGCGGGUUUAAGAGACCGGAACACUCUCCGCCUGACCCAAGCCUACAUCACGUGCCGCACGGCGUACGCAUUUCCAUACCUUCCCCUAAAGCAGGAGUGGGAUCACAUCAAUGCGCUCUUCAGGAGCUGCACGAAGGUCGCCCUCUGCCUAUCCCCCAGCACCUCCACUGCCCGGCUCCUGAACCUCGAUACCCAAAAUACGUUUGAGGAGCUGGCAGAAGCAACCCUAACAGCACAGCUUACUCGCUUGUCGGGUACAGCGACAGGCCGCACUCUACUCUGUCAGCUAGGCAUUUCCCUGAUCACCCAUUCUAUUGAGGCGGCGCAGCCCUGCCUCCAGACCUGUAUUCCCAUCUUGUCAUUCCCCCCAUCCCGAAGAAUAUGCACCCCGAGCACGACGGGAAACGCAGGGCAGCCCGCGCCCGAGCCCUAUACAAGCAGUACGGCGACAGUUCUGAGGUAG
Molecule: messenger RNA, 1182 nt
Organism: Dermacentor silvarum
Lineage: Eukaryota; Metazoa; Arthropoda; Arachnida; Ixodida; Ixodidae
Exons: 1
Coding region: 1-1182 (393 amino acids)
Source: RefSeq, a predicted model, not a curated record